Messenger RNA from Stegastes partitus (bicolor damselfish), 2748 nucleotides. RefSeq names its product bifunctional 3'-phosphoadenosine 5'-phosphosulfate synthase 2-like. Bases 103 to 1947 code for a protein of 614 amino acids. The record is from RefSeq and is a predicted model, not a curated record. Gene Ontology annotation, molecular function: ATP binding; adenylylsulfate kinase activity; sulfate adenylyltransferase (ATP) activity. The transcript has 12 exons. NCBI's taxonomy places the organism in Eukaryota, Metazoa, Chordata, Actinopteri, Pomacentridae. Gene Ontology annotation, biological process: 3'-phosphoadenosine 5'-phosphosulfate biosynthetic process; sulfate assimilation.
AACCGAAGGCGAGCGGCAUCCAGGCCUCCGUGCGUCCGAGCCCGGUGUUCAAGCAGCAAGCAAGCAAGCCCCAUCGGCGGCGUUUGUACACUUAAGAGCGAAAUGUCCGGGGUGAAAAAGCUUCGUACGGAUCUCAACAGGUCGACCAAUGUGGUGUACCAGGCCCACCAUGUCAGCAGAAGCAAGAGAGGCCAAGUCGUGGGGACCAGGGGUGGCUUCAGGGGCUGCACCAUCUGGCUCACCGGUCUGUCUGGCGCUGGGAAGACCACCAUCAGCUUUGCCCUGGAAGAGUAUCUUGUGUCCCACGCCAUCCCUUGCUACUCACUGGACGGAGACAACAUUCGCCACGGCCUGAACAAGAAUCUGGGCUUCUCCGCCGAAGACCGCGAGGAGAACAUCCGGCGUGUCGCUGAAGUGGCCAAACUGUUUGCCGACGCCGGCCUCGUGUGCGUCACCAGUUUCAUCUCUCCUUUCGCCAAGGAUCGUGACGAGGCGAGGAAGAUCCAUGCAAAUGCCGGGCUGCCAUUUUUCGAAGUAUUCAUCCACGCGCCUCUUGAAGUGUGUGAGAGCCGAGAUGUAAAAGGGCUUUACAAGAAGGCUCGCGCCGGAGAGAUUAAAGGUUUCACUGGGAUUGACUCAGAUUAUGAGCGUCCUGAGGCGCCGGAGCUUGUUCUGAAAACUGGAGAGCUCACAGUGAAUGAAUGUCUCCACCAAGUAUUGGAUCUGCUCAAGGAGCAGAAUAUUGUACCGGGCGAGAUCAUGGAGGAGGUGAAUGAACUCUUUGUUCCGGAGAACAAACUGAAUCUUGCUAUGGCUGAUGCAAACACCCUGCCCACUAUCAGCAUCACCAAGUUGGAUCUACAGUGGGUGCAGGUUUUGGCAGAGGGCUGGGCCAGCCCGCUGAAGGGCUUCAUGAGGGAGAGAGAGUUCCUCCAGGUCCUGCACUUUGGCAACCUGCUUGAUGGUGGAGUCAUCAACUUGACUGUUCCUGUUGUCCUGCCUGUUAGUAAUGAAGCCAAGCAGGAGCUGGAUGGCUGUGCAGCUAUAGCUCUGGAGUACCAGGGUUCACGUGUUGCUAUUCUCAGGAACCCAGAGUUCUACCCACACCGCAAGGAGGAACGCUGUGCCAGACAGUGGGGCACCACUUGUCCACAGCACCCUUAUAUUAAGAUGGUUAUGGAAGGAGGCGAUUGGCUGGUAGGUGGUGACCUGGAGGUGCUGGAGCGAAUCAAAUGGAACGAUGGACUCGACCAGUACCGCCUCACUCCACAGGAACUCAAGCAGAAGUUCAAAGACAUGAAAGCAGAUGCGAUAUUCGCAUUCCAGCUGCGUAACCCGGUGCACAACGGUCACGCCCUGCUUAUGCAAGACACCAAGCGCCGUCUCCUGGAGCGAGGAUACAAAAAUCCAGUCCUCUUACUUCACCCGCUCGGCGGCUGGACCAAAGAUGACGACGUGCCUCUGGACUGGCGGAUGAGGCAACAUGCCGCCGUGUUGGAGGAGGGCGUCCUGGACCCAGCUAAUACCAUCGUCGCCAUCUUCCCCUCACCUAUGAUGUAUGCUGGGCCCACGGAGGUUCAGUGGCACUGCAGAGCCAGGAUGAUCGCUGGAGCAAACUUUUACAUCGUUGGCCGGGACCCUGCAGGCAUGCCUCACCCGGAGACGAAGCAGGACUUGUAUGACCCGACCCAUGGGGGUAAGGUCCUCACCAUGGCCCCCGGUCUCACAUCUGUGGAGAUCAUCCCUUUCAGGGUAGCAGCCUACAACAAGGCUAAGAAGGCAAUGGACUUUUACAGCCCAGAGCGACAAGCUGAUUUUGAGUUCAUCUCUGGAACCAAGAUGAGGAACAUGGCUCGGAGCGGAGAGAACCCUCCGGAUGGUUUCAUGGCCCCCAAGGCCUGGAAGGUGCUGGUCGAAUACUACACUUCUCUUCAGAAGAACAAGUAAUCAAAAGCUCGGCUCAGCAGUCAGCAGCAUACUGAUAAAGUCAGCUCUCAAAGGAAGUGUAGCAUACAUGCUAUCCUUCAGGAGUGUUUGAGAUGGAAUGAAUUUUGAUUUCUGCAAAUCAUUCAAGUCAAGGCAUUCUGACAGGGUGGGUGUUUUGCCUCCACCAAAUUAAACUGAUUUGUUUUAGGAAGUGAAAGCAUUACAUUUUUUUACAUUCCUAUAAAUCUAUGUGAUUUAUAAAUCCAUUGUGUUUAUAUACCUAUUAACUUAAGCUUUGUAUUUUAAUAAAUUAAGGGUACCAAGAUUCUUUUUUAUUUCUAUUUUAUAAAUUUAGAAACACAUCCCAAGACUGGGAAAUAAUUUUUUAUAUGUGACAUCUGAAGGACGCAAGACAAAAAACAUGUAGUUUUCACUUUUAUAGCAUUUUAACAUGGUAAUUCUGUCACUGUCUGUCGAGUUAUUUGUACGAUCUGAAUGGAAGUUACGUCGUAGUUGUGUCACUACAUACACUGCCUAAUUGUUUUAGAUGAAUGGAUGUUAAUUAAUUCCUCAUGUUAAUGUUUCAUAUUCUUGUGAGAUACUACAUAGUUUUAUAUAUAUAAUGUGAAAGUGCCUUUCUCUCAAAUGUCAAACUUGUAAAACAGAAAUUGUCAUUUCUUGAUGGUGUUUGCCUUAAAUGUCUAUAAGAGUUUUGUGAUAUUAAAAAAGUGGGCAUGUGCAUUCAUGUAAUAAAGACCUGCAGUUUUAGAAGGACAGAGUAUGUAAAAUGCAGUAAUAAAGGAAAUUAUUUGUUGUUAUGAA